AACCCAAGAUUUUGCGUGUAAGCAAAAAAAUAAUUAAUAUCGUGUAUCGCACCAUAAGGCAAUGUGUGGCGCGUGGUGUUUUACGUAAUAGCGAGAGAUCGUCGGAUUAACUUUAUUCAGAUUUUGUUCACUGAUUAACAUUCGUUUAAAUUUUCAAUUUUUUAAUUUUACUACUGAACAGGUAUUUUCUAUGCAAAGUGCAAUGUUUACAAGACAAGAAGAGUUGUCUGAAUUACGGAGUUAUAUAAAAGAUGUUGACAUAGAAGUAACAAUGAUAUUACAAAGUCUGCAAUGGGAUAGAAAGAUUUUAUUGCAGUGCACACCAAAGAGUACUUGCAAGUACAACUCAAACCACAAAGUCCCACCAGAGAAAUUAAAGGAACAUGAAGAAAAAUGUUUUCUCAAGUCUCAGGGCUAUGCACAAGAUGAUCUUUUCCUGCCCGAUGUAUUUGAUCCUGAUUCCAAUACAGUCUUUAAACUUUCAUCACAAAACAUUGUGGACAUCUUCAACUAUGCUUCCAAGACUGAUCCAGCUUUUGAAAGAGGUGAUGACGCGGUGACGUCGCAUCCGCUGACCUUGGGGCGCCUGCAGGCGGCGUACUCCGCGGACGAGCGGCGCGCCAUCUACGACGCCGUCAUCGCCUCCCGCCCGGCGUGCGACGAGCUCGCCGACUUGGCGCUAGGGGAUGCGGGCGCGGCGCCGGAACAGAGCAAGCGCAAGUCGAAGCUGGAGCAACUGGCAGAGCUGCGAGACUUGCGCCGCCGACGCGUUAAGUACAGGGUGGCGGUGCACUCGCGCAACUACUCGCACACGCUGCGCGCCCUUAUCGACACACAGAUGGAGAUGUACGCCGAAGCACAAGGUCACGUAACCAAGCCACAUGGUGCAUCCGAUGAUAAAUAUCCUAAAACUGAAAAACAGCCAGAACAUUCCUCAGACGAGAACGAUAAUGAACACAGAGGAUUUUCGAAAAAACACAGAUAUGAUAGCGAUAGGAAAAAUGAUCAUAGCGAACACAGAAGAAAACGUGUUUCUUAUGAUGAUAACCAUUCUCGAAAGUUCGAGAAAGAUAGACGUCAAACUUCAGCUGAAGAAAGAAUUACGCAUGAUAGUUAUAGAAGAAGAAAGCAAAACGGAACAAAGGCUGGUUAUAAAGAAGAAAGAGAUGUUGAGAAAAGAAAACGUGCUUAUGAGGACCAUACAAACGCACAAGCGUUUGAGAAAGGGAGAUACAAAACAUCUAGAGUAGAAAGAGAAAAGCCUGAUGACAAUGAUGAAAGCAGAAGACAAGACAGAUACAGGGAUUAUUGUAGAAAAGACAAAGAUGUUAAACAUAACAGUGAAAAAAAAUUAGAAAGGACCAGCCAUACUAAAGAGGAAAAAGAUAUAUAUCGUUCUAGUUUAAUCGACAGCCACAGAGGUCGUGAGAGCGAAAAAGAGGGCCCAUAUUACAAAGAUAAAGAUAAGAAUGGUAUUAAGAAAGGAAGAGAUAGAUACACUUCCAGUACAAGGGAUAUUCAGAAAUAUCGCGAAAGCGAAUGGGAGGUACGAUAUGACAAAGAUAAAGCUAGGAAUGAUGUUAAACAAGAACGCGAUAGAUAUAGUUCAAAAGACAGACACAGACACCGCGAGAGCGAGAGAGAGGAACGAUAUAACAAAGAUAGAGAUAGAUAUGGUCAUGGAACUGAUACAAGAUAAUAUAAUCAUGAGCUGUAUAAGAAGUAAAGAAAGCUAUACAGAGAAAAGACAGAAUUAAAAACUACAUGUAUGCAGACUACCUACGUUUCUUUGUAGAAGUAUUAAAUACUAUGAUGACAAUGUUAAAAGUUUUUGUUUUUAUAAAUAAAUAAGCAUUAGGCACCGACAUACAUAGUAGCAAAAAGUUUAAUCUAUAGCGAAAGUUGAUGUAUC
This is a messenger RNA of Pararge aegeria (speckled wood butterfly), 1912 nucleotides long. RefSeq names its product protein starmaker-like. The transcript is spliced from 6 exons. The record is from RefSeq and is a predicted model, not a curated record. The coding region runs from base 191 to 1699 and encodes 502 amino acids. Lineage: Eukaryota; Metazoa; Arthropoda; Insecta; Lepidoptera; Nymphalidae.